AGAGUGGGAUAGGGGGCUUAGAGAAACAAAAGGAAACCAGCUGUAGAACUUCCUGAGCAGGGAAAGAAAGAGUGGGACAGAGAGAGCGAAAGAGCACGACUGAGCGUGCACUAACAACUAACAAGAUUAUCUAAAAAAGCAGGGCGAGAGAGGGGGAGAAAAAGGAGGUUUGGCAGCAGGAAUUCUGAGGCUGCCCUGAUUCAUUUCCACCCACCAUGACCAGUGCAAUCUUGAGACGGAAUUCUAGUAAACAGGGUUUGCAGAAUCUCAUAAGGCUAACAGCACAGUGGAGUGUGGAAGAUGAGGAGGAGGCAGCUAGAGAGAGGCGCCGGAGAGAACGUGAGAGACAGCUGAGGUCCCAGGCAGAGGAAGGUGUUGAAAGCAUUGGCACAUCUUCACAAAAUGGAGAGUCAGCACAAGAAAGCCAGUUUGAUGGUAAACCUUCUGGGACUUCAGAAUUAGAAGAGGAUGAGGGCUUUAGUGACUGGUCGCAGAAACUUGAGCAGCGCAAGCAGAGAUGGGCAGGAGAAGGUGCACAAGAAGGAGAGCGGAUAUACCAAUGGACAGAAGCCCAGCAGGCAGCCCCUGCUCAAUGGGAAGAAAGGUCCCCAAGGCAUUCCUGUGGAGAAGAGGACAGCAAUCUAAGGGAAACAGAAGCCAAGUUAGAGCAGGUUCAUCUGGACCAGGAGCCAGAUUCUCCAGCCAUCAUCCGGUUUGGAUGUGGGCCUUCAAACUUUCUUAAAUUUGUUCCUGUUUCACCAUCGUUCGAUCAGAGUGAAAUAGAAGAAGAACUGGAGGGGCAGAAAAAGUUAAAUGCAGCACUGGAAAUUACAGAGGAGAACCUGUCUACUGGAAUUGGAGAGGAGAACCAGGACUUUGCUCAAGAGAAUGAGCCUGAAGAAGAAGCGAAGGAAAGGCAAGAGGAGAAGAAGAGAAGAAGGAAUGAAGAAGAAGAGGCACCUGGGAAACGUCAGAGAGCUCCAAGCAUUUCUAGCCUGGAGGAAGAGUACCAGCCUCCUUUGAGUCCCACCACAAAGAUCACUGAUAGAACUGAGUCACUGAACCGCUCCAUAGAGAGGAGUAAUAGUGUGAAGAAGACACAGGCACCUCUUCCAGUUUCAAAGAUUGAUGACAAACUGGAACAGUACACGCAUGCCAUUGAGACCUCCAGCAAGACCCCCAAGCCUGCUCGCCAGCUUUCCAUUGACCUGCCUGCUAACAGUGCAGUAGUGGCCAGCACAAAAAGCCUUUGGGAGACUGGUGAGGUUGCCAUUCAGUCCCCCGUGAAGACAACACCCUGUAAGGACAUUGUGGCUGGAGACAUUGUGAGUAAGAGAAGCAUUUGGGAACAAAAGGAGACCCCAAAGGCAGAUGAGAGUGCUAAGGUAAAACUUCCUGGCAAGAAAUACAAGUACGUACCAAUUGGACAUGGCCAAUACAAGAAGGUGUUGGUAGAUGAGGCCACAGAAAAAUAGUCUGCUUAAGCUCCAAACAUGUAUAGCUCGGCUUGGUUCUGGUUUGGACACCCGUGGCAAUACCUCUGUACAACGCUGAGGUUCCCUCUCCUGAAAGGGAGCUCAACAAAAGGACCGUCUUCCUUACUAUCUAAAAUAAGCAACCUGCUACAAAACCUGCUGCUGCUUUCUUCACAGACAUGAGCAUCUCUCCAAGCUUAUUUCUUUUGGACUUUUGACAGCAUCAAAACAACAAACAAAAUAUUAAGAAAACCCUCUCUAGUUCAUUGGGCUUCUGUUUGAAAAUGUUAUUCUAUGCUGUUCUAGUUUUUGUAGCUUGGUGGUAGAGAAAGGCCAGCCUUUUUUUUUUUUUUUUUGGAGUUGAGUCUACAUGGCUAUAUUAGUAAUCUAAGAGGGACAUUUAUGUAUUUGUUAUUAAUUUGUAACUUGGGAGCAAGAAAUUAAAUGAUGUUAAUUUGAGCACGGGGGAAGUGUGGUAGUUUACGCUUUAUCGUAAGAACCUAUCUGCCAUUCAAAAUGGCAGUCCUCACUAGAAUUUGAAGGUUUGAUGUGAAAAAUCUUCCUUUCCAAUCACAGUUCUGGAACUCUGACAAUGUGUACAAUUUCCCCUUAUUUCAUAAUUAUAAAUUCAUAAAGAUCUCGUCAUAUUUGUCUGUGCAUCUACCCCCAGUUUUCUCUUGAGUGGCCUUUGUCAUUCCUUGACCUGUGGUAAGUAAAAAGCCAAUUCAAGUUGAUAUUUCCCUUGUACACUAUCCUUACCACAUCCUUGUCCUUGUCAUACAUCUCAGUGAGAUCUCACACCAUUUCUGUCAGAGUCACGGUCUCAUGGUUAAGAAACGCUUCAGGACAUCUCCCCCACCCCUCAAGUGCCUGCCAAAUCCACAAUGUACUGCCUACUAUACCUGGUUCAUGCGAACAAAUCCUGAAGUCCCUUUUUUUCUAUUCAGGUGAAUAUUUCAUUGUCCAAGGCAUAAAUUUUAAGCAGAGUUUCACUGGAACACUGAAAUUUCCUUUGAAAGUACUUGUCAGGCUUGACAGCUGAUUCCUGCCAAUCACAGCUAUUACUUGCUUCUCUUUCCCUCUCUGUACAAAGAAAGUGGCCACCAUAUUCAGCUUUGAUUCUCCUAAUAAUGAAAUUUUGCUUCUAAAGAGACUAGACGGUCUCCCACCCACACACACACAUUUACUUUCACUUUUUAGCUUUUUGUGUAACUUGGAAUUGUUUUGUAAGCAGUCAAUAAAAAUUCUGAAGAAUAUAAA
Molecule: messenger RNA, 2735 nt
Organism: Eublepharis macularius
Lineage: Eukaryota; Metazoa; Chordata; Lepidosauria; Squamata; Eublepharidae
Gene: LSP1
Product: lymphocyte specific protein 1
Exons: 11
Coding region: 216-1475 (419 amino acids)
Biological process (GO): signal transduction
Molecular function (GO): actin binding
Source: RefSeq, a predicted model, not a curated record